Messenger RNA from Prorocentrum cordatum, 1638 nucleotides. NCBI's taxonomy places the organism in Eukaryota, Dinophyceae, Prorocentrales, Prorocentraceae. The record is from the annotation of a GenBank genome assembly.
AUGUCCUUUGUCAACGACAUCCUAGAUGGCCUCUGCUACAUGCCAGAGGAACGCCGCACGGAUGGGAUAGUGACCGCGAAGGUGCUUUUUUCUCUGCUGAAGGCCUGGCAGCUCGAUGGCACCACGAAGGUCCAGGCCAAAGAUUGCGAAUACCACUUUGCUGUGCUCAAGGUGCUACAUGACAUGAUAAGCUACCUGCACCGCCUCUCGCGCCACUCGACGGAGUCGAGGAGCCCCACCAUCGCCGAGCUCAAGUCGCUCUGCCCAGAACCAGGAGCGCCGCAGACGCGGCGGCGCUCCACCGACAGUCAGCACGCGCUGAAGCUAGCGCAGAGCCUCACUGACGGCAACGGGGCUCUCGACACCAAGGUUGUGGACGAUAGCUUGCGUGGAACAGUCGCGGAGGUGGACUCAGACUCGGACAACGGCGACGCAGCGCCUGAGCCAGGAGAUAUCCCCGCUCCGCGUCCGGUGCCGACUGCAGCGCAGCUGCUAGAGCGAGCUCGGGCGAAGCCCGCUGUGACGAACCUGGGGGAGAAGCCCAAGAAGCCCGAGGGCGGUGGCGAGCCCAAGAAGGUCGAGGGCGGUGGCAAGCCCAAGAAGGCCCAGGGCGAGAACGAUGAAGCGGGCACGUGGAACACUGCAGAGCCUCAGACAUCGACGGGCUGGCUGACCACGAAGAAACGGCCCGCGACGAGCUCAGCAGACGAGCCGGCGACGAGCAAAGCCAAGGCACCAUCCGAUGACGAGACCAAGCUGGCUGAGGCGAGCGAGGCUGCGGCUGCAGCGGCAGCGCCUCCACCUCCGAUCCUCCAGGCAAAGGCCAAGGAGAAGUCGGCGGCGCCCAAGGGCAUAGGUGGUCGGGUCUUGCAGGACCCGCAGGAGUGGGCCGCGCGGCACAAGCACGUGCUGGAGCUGAUCCCGAAGGCCCGCAUCGAAGUUCAUGUGCGAGCUCGCGCUUUCAGGGUGGUGAAGCCCGUCAUGACGAAGGAAGAGGGCCCGCAGUUGCCGUGGGGCAGCGACAUCGCCGAGGCCUGGGAGAAGAUCAAGAUCAAGGCGACCAUGAAGCUCCAGGCCGAGAAGGAGGCCGCCAUGCAGCCGAAAUGGGCUUUUGUGGGCAGCGCCCCCAUGCUCAAGUUGGGCAUGGCUGUCCAGGGGAUCGACCGGGACCCCAAUGGCCGUAUCGUCGUUGAUUUCAACGGCAAGGCUAUCAUGUUGAAGCACUCUGAUGUCUUCCAAGUGAAGGUCGAGGGUGCCGAUCCUGAUCGAGAGUCCACGGCCGCAGGUUCGGGCUUGCACUCCCAGGCGAAGGACGGGGACACUGCGCUGGAGAUGGCCAAGAACAUCGAAAACCUAUUCUAUAUCGAGGGUGGGCCGAACAUCGCGCGCGCGGCGCCCGAGGGGAAGGGGGCGGCCGCGCUGGGUAACAAGGUCAAGGUCUUCAAUCCGAAGGGGCACUGUGAUGCGUGGGGGGCUAAGGCGUCCGACUGGGCGACCCUCUACAGGGAUUGCCACGGCAAGCUCAAGGAGAAGGUGCACGGCGGCUUUGUUUCCAUCUCCCCCAAGUUGCCGACCGCUGCGCUGGACUGCCUCAGACCUGGACCCCGGGACGCCGGGGACGAGAUGGGGAGGGGCAAG